This is a messenger RNA of Pisolithus orientalis, 437 nucleotides long. RefSeq lists its product as uncharacterized. The record is from RefSeq and is a predicted model, not a curated record. The transcript has 2 exons. NCBI's taxonomy places the organism in Eukaryota, Fungi, Basidiomycota, Agaricomycetes, Boletales, Pisolithaceae. Bases 101 to 352 code for a protein of 83 amino acids.
CUCUCUCUUCUCUGAGCAUAUUGUAUGGUCGGUUUUUCUUCGUUUCACGUCUUCACUCCGACGUUCUUGUUUUCGUUUCGAAAAAUUUGUUCUUCAUUCUAUGCUCCUAUUCGUGAUCACCUUUUUUGGGGUAUGUUCUUUCCUUCGCUCUUCUUUUCUUCUUUCUUUUGUCCGCUUCUUGACUGCUCCUUUCGUUGAAAGCAACAUUAUUCAGACUUGCCCGGAAAUUUCGUAUGCAAUUUUUCUCGAUUUGCUACUGUUUUCUGCCUCACCAGUCAUCAUGAUUGCUGCCAUUGAACCCCUCCUCCUAACGACAGAACGGUUUUUCUGUCAUGCUAUACUCUUUGCUUGACUUAUUUUGCGCGUACCACGCACGCACUCAUAUUGCCUGGCUUUCGAAAACCAUUCCACAUCACUACAGCACGCAACUCUCCUUA